Polyodon spathula (Mississippi paddlefish) is the source of this 851-nucleotide messenger RNA. RefSeq names its product transmembrane protein 215-like. The record is from RefSeq and is a predicted model, not a curated record. Bases 97 to 768 code for a protein of 223 amino acids. NCBI's taxonomy places the organism in Eukaryota, Metazoa, Chordata, Actinopteri, Acipenseriformes, Polyodontidae. The transcript has a single exon.
CAGACUACACCUUCAAGAAUCAAAACAUAGGAAGCUUCUCACAGAACAAACUGAACAUUACCCAGUGAGGUUAUCCGUGGUCUAGAUGCUGCCAUCAUGAGACCGGAUGACAUUAACCCCCGGACUGGAAUGGUGGUGGCUUUUUGCAGCAUCUUCUUGGUUUUUGGGUUUAUGUUUACAGUCUCCGGAAUGAAGGGUGAGAUGUUGGGAGAUAUUCCCUUAUUCGCCAUUGGGUUAGCGCUAUUCUUGCCCGGAACUGGCGCAAUCAUUUUGGCUAGAAAGACUGACGGUUGUACAAAUUGCCUGUGUUGCUCGCAGUGUUGUCGCGGGAAAAAGGAAAAGAAUAAGGAAGGUUUGGAGUUGCUGGAAGUCCCUUGGGGCCUGGAGUCUGGGAAAGGGGGUUAUGAUGACUUAGACAAAGAUAGGCAUCUGAGAUCAGGGGAGGAUUCUGUGUCCACAACAACCACUGUUGGGGAAUCCCGGAGUCUGAUCCGAAGGGUAGACCAAGAAGAGGUGAUACGUUACCUUGAGGCUUGCUAUUCUUCCAGUGUCUUCACCAGGGUCCAGGAUGUCACCUCUUACAAUGUCCUAGAUCGCAUGUGGGCCCCCAGAGACAGCAUUGCCUACACUGCAGCUCAUAACAGUGUGGUAUAUCUGCCUAGAGACAGCAUUGUGGGCUACACACACAGGGACAGCACUCCCUAUGGAGGGUACUGCUGCUACAUCAACCCAGGGGAUUUCAGCUGGAGCCAUGAAACUGUUGUCUGACUGCAUUUUGAGGGAUUAUGGUCCUCUCUAUGGUUUGAAUUGCAUGAAACUCUUUGAUACAAGUUUAAACAAUGGGAAGUAAU